Molecule: messenger RNA, 2364 nt
Organism: Perca fluviatilis (European perch)
Lineage: Eukaryota; Metazoa; Chordata; Actinopteri; Perciformes; Percidae
Product: tripartite motif-containing protein 16-like
Exons: 1
Coding region: 86-1747 (553 amino acids)
Molecular function (GO): protein binding; zinc ion binding
Source: RefSeq, a predicted model, not a curated record
CCUGUGCACUGCAGAAUGACUUGCUGUUCAGAACACAGCUCAGACUAGUUUCACUUCUCAGGAAGUGAGAUUCAGACGAGCAGAAAUGGCACAGAAAGGAGUUCAGCUGGACCGGGAGCUCUUCUCUUGUUCCAUCUGUCUGGAUACACUGAAGGAUCCGGUGACUACUUGUUGUGGACACAACUACUGCAUGAACUGUAUUAAAAGCCACUGGGAUGAAGAGGAUCAUAAGAAGAGCCAUAGCUGUCCUCAGUGCAAGCAGACGUUCACACCGAGGCCUGUCCUGCUGAAAAACACCAUGUUAGCAGAUUUAGUGGAGGAGCUGAAGAAGACUAGACUCCAAGUUGCUCCUGCUGAUCACUGCUAUGCUGGAGCUGAAGAUGUGGCCUGUGAUGUCUGCACUGGGAGGAAACUAAAAUCUCUCAAAUCCUGUCUGGUGUGUCUGAUGUCCUAUUGUGACCAACACCUCCAGCUUCAUUAUGAUGUUCCUCAACUAAAGAAACACAAGCUGGUGGAGCCCUCCAAGAAGCUCCAGGAGAACGUCUGCUCUCGUCAUGAUGAGGUGAUGAAGAUGUUCUGUCGUACUGAUCAGCAGCUUAUCUGUUAUCUCUGCUCUGUGGAUGAACAUAAAGGCCACGACACAGUCUCAGCUGCAGCAGAAAGGACUGAGAGGCAGAAAAAGCUCGAGGGGAGUCGACAAAACAUCCAGCAGAGAAUCCAGGACAGAGAGAAAGAUGUGAAGCUACUUCAACAGCAGGUGGAGGCGAUCAAUGAAUCUGCUGAUAAAGCAGUGGAGGACAGCGAGAAGAUCUUCACUGAGCUGAUCUGUCUCAUGGAGAAAAGAAGCUCUGAUGUGAAGCAGCAGGUCAGAUCCCAGCAGAAAAGUGAAGUGAGUCGAGUCAAAGAGCUUCAGGAGAAGCUGGAGCAGGAGAUCACUGAGCUGAAGAGGAAAGACGCUGAGCUGAAGAAGCUCUCACACACAGAGGAUCACAACCAGUUUCUACAGAACUACCCCUUAUUGUCACGACUCAGCCAAUCAACAUCCAGCAUCCAUAUCAGUCCUCUGAGCUACUUUGAGGAUGUGACAGCGGCCAUGUCAGAAGUCAGAGAUAAACUACAGGACGUCCUGAGAGAGAAGUGGACAAACGUCUCACUGACAGGGACUGAAGUGGAUGUUUCACUGCCACAACCAGAACCCAAAACCAGAGCUGACUUCUUAAAAUAUUCACGUGACAUCACACUGGAUCCAAACACAGCACACACACUGCUGUUAUUAUCUGAUGGGAACAGAAAAGCAACAUACAUGAGUCAACAUCAGCUUUAUUCUAGUCACCCAGACAGAUUCACUGAUUAUCCUCAGGUCCUGAGUAGAGAGAGUCUGACUGGACGUUGUUACUGGGAGGUGGAGAAGAGAGAGAGAGGAGACGUUUCUGUAGCAGUCGCAUACAAGAAUAUCAGCAGAGCAGAGAGAUUGAAUGAAUGUUUGUUUGGACAAAAUGACAAAUCCUGGGCUUUAGACAGUUACAUUAACUUGUGUAUGUACAACAAUGUCAAAACUUCCGUCUCAGGUUCUGUGUCCUCCAGAGUAGGAGUGUACCUGGAUCACAGUGCAGGUAUUCUGUCCUUCUACAGCGUCUCUGAAACCAUGACUCUCCUCCACAGAGUCCAGACCACAUUCACUCAGCCGCUCUAUGCUGGACUUUAUCUUUAUUCUGGAGCCUCUGCUGAGUUGUGUAAACUGAAAUAGACAGAAAUCAUUUAAUGGUUAAACUCUGUUUUAACUCUUCAACUUAUUUAGUCUCCAUGUUUGUUGCUGAGAGCUGAUUGUUGUGACAUUCCUUCACUGCACAAAGAUCAGCUGUCAGUCAAACAUUAUGGGAUGUCCUUUGACAUCUGGUCAUUAGUUGUUGUGUAAAUGUUUGAGUUUCUUUAGGUGACUCCUUCCUGUGUCUGUUUAGCCACGGAGACAAACAUCAUCCUGAGCAGUGAUGCUCAGGAUGAUGUUUGUUGACCUGAACUGAGAAUGAAAACUUCUCUGCUCUCUAAAUGUUGAAUAUUUGUAUCGAUGUAUUUGUAUGUUAUUGUUUCUCUUCCACAUCAUGGGUCUGAAGACAGAAAGCACCAGAUCUCCUUUAUCCUCUAUACUUUGUUCUCUUUGUAAAGAAAUCUAUAAUUACAUGUAUCUCUUUUUAUACUGAUCAUAAUCAAUAAGGAGAUUAUUCAUUAUUGUCUUAAACAUAUCUGAGAUUUAAACUGAUUGUGUGGAUGAAUCUGUACAUAAACAUUAUUGAACAGACUUUACUGAUGGGAUGUAUGGACUAACUAAAUGUUUUUGAUGAUGAAUAAACUAACAUGAACAAAGUA